AUGAAAAAAAUAAUAUUCAGUUUGUUUUAUAUCUUAAGUUUAGCUUGUGGACCUUGUUUAACUAUUAGAGAAUAUAGUAAGGAAGAUAUUUUAAAGCUUCGAGAAGAAGUUCGCGAAAUGUUUCAACAUGCGUAUGAUAGUUAUUUGCGUUAUGCGUACCCUUAUGACGAAUUAAGGCCUCUCAGUUGUGAUGGAGUAGAUACAUGGGGGAGUUACUCCCUUACAUUAAUUGAUGCACUUGAUACACUCGCUAUUAUAGGCAAUCAUACAGAGUUCAACAGAGUUGUAGAUAUAGUUUUACAAAAACAGAAUUUUGAUACAGACAUUAAUGUUUCUGUUUUUGAAACUAAUAUUAGAAUUAUAGGAGGAUUGUUAAGUGCACAUCUGUUAUCUCAUAAAACAGGUUUGAAGUUAGAACCAGGCUGGCCAUGUAAUGGCCCUCUUCUACGUCUUGCUGAAGAUGUGGCGCAUAGACUUAUAGCAGCAUUUGAUACAGCUACUGGGAUGCCAUAUGGUACUAUUAAUUUAAGAUCUGGUGUGCCACCAGGAGAAACAAGUGUAACAUGCACUGCUGGAGUUGGAACAUUUAUUGUAGAAUUUGGUACAUUAAGUAGACUUACUGGAGAUCCAUUAUAUGAAGAGGUAGCCUACAAUGCUCUAAAAGCACUCUAUCACCACAGAUCACCGAUAGGACUCUUGGGGAAUCAUAUAGAUGUGAUGACUGGAAGAUGGACAGCACAAGAUGCUGGUAUUGGUGGAGGUGUAGAUUCAUACUAUGAAUACUUAGUUAAAGGUGCGAUAUUGCUAGAAAAACCAGAAUUAAUGUCAAUGUUUAACGAAGCGCGGCAAGUAAUCGACAAGUACCUAAAAAAAGACGAUUGGUUUGUGUGGGCCACCAUGUUGCGGGGACACGUCACAUUACCCGUCUUUCAAUCUCUUGAGUCCUAUUGGCCGGGUCUUCUUAGUUUAAUUGGCGAGACUGACACAGCGAUGCGUAUAAUACACAACUAUCACAGCGUGUGGAAACAAUACGGGUUCACGCCCGAAGUAUACAAUCUGGGCACGGGCGAAGCGUCGUCUUCCCGAGAGAGCUAUCCCUUGCGACCGGAGUUGAUCGAGUCCAUCAUGUAUCUGUACAGGGAGACAAGAGACCCCAUACUCCUUCAGAUGGGUGAAGACAUUUUGCGGAGUAUACAACAUAGCGCCAGAACUCCGUGUGGUUAUGCCACGAUAAAAGAUGUCCGGGACCACCGUAAAGAGGAUCGAAUGGAAUCAUUUUUCCUGGCAGAAACAACCAAAUAUCUUUAUUUGCUCUUUGAUCCUGAUAACUUCAUUCACAAUCCCGGAGUUCAUGGCACUGUUAUAAACACGCCUAAUGGCGAGUGCAUUGUGGACGUGGGUGGUUACAUCUUCAAUACCGAAGCGCAUCCCAUAGACCCAACAAUGCUUUAUUGUUGCCAUGAAGCAAGACAAGGCAUCAACAUCAGUGAAGUACAUAGAAUAUAUCAAAUAUUGGAAGAAGAGGACAAUAUUCAAUUUAUGACAAUGAUUGAUGUUUCUGUUAAUAAUGCCUCUACAAAAGAAAGCGUUAGUGAGGUGGAACGUAAUACAGCUGUUGAAAAUAUUUCAAGUGAAAUUUCCUACGCUGACAAAAACAAGUUGAAACAAGAUGAGUUAAUAAAAACAGAAACAAGGACAGGUUAUGUCAACAUAGACGGGACGGAAAGAGAAAAAAGUAAAAAUGAGACAACUUUAAGUGAUAUUGUUAAAGAAAGAAUCAACAGCUACUAUAAUAAUACUAAUGUGGUAUCUGAACAAGACGAAGAGUCUAAAGACGUAGAAAAAGUAUUCCCUGCCAAGGAAUCUGAAAAGAAUAUAGAAAUUGACGAUAUUACAGUUGUUCAAAGACCGCAAGAGUCUGAACAUUUACAACUGCCAAGUACUACAAAGGCAAAAGAAGCUUUGAUAAUGUUACCGAAAGUUAUUCAGGAUUUUUUGAAUAAUGAUUGGAAAUUAAAGCCGAAAUGUGAACCGCAAUAUAUGUUGGAGCGAAUCCGUAAAGAACAAAAAUACCCGGAUCACCCCGACGUCAAUAAAUACCAACUAUUAUUAACUCCGGCGCAAUCUUUCUUACAAAGGAUAUCUUUAGCUGGUGAAUUCUUAAAUAAGAAGCAACUAGACUUAUAA
Molecule: messenger RNA, 2187 nt
Organism: Parnassius apollo (apollo)
Lineage: Eukaryota; Metazoa; Arthropoda; Insecta; Lepidoptera; Papilionidae
Source: the annotation of a GenBank genome assembly